Molecule: messenger RNA, 711 nt
Organism: Yarrowia lipolytica CLIB122
Lineage: Eukaryota; Fungi; Ascomycota; Dipodascomycetes; Dipodascales
Source: RefSeq, a predicted model, not a curated record
AUGACUCACUUCACCCCUUAUGUCAUCCCCUCACCUCCCCAGACGCCAGUCUACGUCAAGGACCACCUCGACGUCCUGAGCAUGGACAUGGACCCGCUUAAUCUGUGGGAGAAAGACACCGCCCGUGUCGUCUACGAGGAAGAGGUAGCGGGUCACGUAACCGGCGCGUUUGCCGACGCAACUGUGCCUGGUCACGUGAUUUCCUCCUGCCGGGCUCCGUUCUGCGGCAGCCCCUGCUCUGUGUGUACAGAGUGCUGUUGUGACGUGUGCAGUCACGACAUUGAUGGGGUUCCUCGUGACAGAGGCAGUGUAGCUGGUGACGGCCACACGAGCUCUGUUACCUGCGACCCCGGCCCCGGGUCGGCCCCGGGUGCACACUCGUGGGAAGAUGUGGACGUGGAACCGCUCAACCUUGCGCUCGCUAACACGUGCGGCAAGGCGUCGGUGGCGUUUGCGCUUCCCUCGGGCUGCGACGCGUCGUCCUAUGACUCGGACGACGAGUCGCUUAUGGACUCGAUCAUGCUGGACAGCUCCCACGAGACCUACACGCCUUCCAACUUCUUGGGCAUGCCCCGGGACGCUGAGAAGAUGGGUAGCGAUCAGGUUCACAGUGUGCAUUUUGGCGAGGCGACCUUUGUGUCGCCCAAGCGAAGUGCGCACGAGAAUCUGGAAAAGAUUUCGAUGGGGUUGUCCAGGCUGCAAAUGUGCUGA